AUGGGCGCCAUCAAGAACGCCUUUGCUCGCCUCCCGGCUAUUCGACCGACAAUGGCCACUUCCAACUUCGCCUACCAGGAACUGCCCACCACACCAAGUCGCCUCCACGAUGUGUCGCCACUUGUCGGCUCACCCAUCAUGUCGGAAGCUUGGCGGAACCAAGGCUUGAAAGCACAUCGUCGCCUUGGGUCGUUGAUUCGCACAUCGCCGAAGAGACUCUUUGUGGUUGCCCUGGUGUUUGUCUUCUCCAUUGUCGUGCUCGUUGGGGGAAGCGUUCAAGUGCGCCGCCGUAAUGAUGCUGCAAAGAAGGUUGUGGAGGAGCCACCGAGGAUCCCCUACCACUGGGAAGCGUACCCUAGGCUGAACGGCGUCUACAAUGGCAUACGUUCGCUUGUCAAGUACGUCGACUGGCUUCCGGAACAGCAGGCAACGCCAGACAGCAAGAUCGAGGUUCAUGAUGCUCCGCCCCUGGACCCUGAGGUUGUGGAUCCGUAUCCGGACUACAGUUCUGCCAAGUACUUGAAGAAUCAUCACCCCGUGCAGCGCUGCUAUCUGGAUGAGAACGAGACAUAUGCAGCUCCGGAUAUCUACGCGUAUCCUGGCGUACCGGCCAGCAUGACUGCCCCGUACUGGGGGGCUUACGAGAUUUUCGGAGUCAAACCAGAUAGGUGCUUUGAGCGGUUCGGCCGGUUUGGUCCAUACGGGUACAGCUACGGUCGCGCCGAAGAAGGUCUGGGUCUGUCAAACCACUUGGCGCAUUCAGGUGCGGAUAAGAUCCAAGAUGUAAUCCACAAGGUGGAUUAUCGCAAUGUGAACUGGGGCAAGGCUCAGGAGAUAUGUUACGAGAAGAAUAGGAAACGAUUUGAAUCGGAAGAGACGACCAUGGAGGGCACCGAGGGAGAGAAGAAGAAGACACUGAAGCGCACAGCCUACGUCCUGCGGACCUGGACCGGCUACAAAUACAGCGAUAUCCAGCUGCUGUCACUACGAGCGAUGAUCAACGAACUGGCCUUGAAGUCAGGAGGGGAGUACGAUGUCCACCUUCUAGUACAUGUCAAAGAUGACAGGAUUCCGAUAUGGGCAUCCGAGGAGAUAUACAACAAGACGUUACGGGCCAACGUGCCAAAGGAACUCUGGGAUAUUGCGACACUGUGGUCGGAGCAGAUGAUGCGGACCUACUACCCAGGCCCGUUCCUGAAGAAGGAUAACGUGGCGAACCAUGCGGGUUCCGACAUCUACGGUGUAUACCGAACGGCGCAUUUCGCGCUCCAGUGGUUUGCGCAGCAGCACCGAGAAUACGACUUUUUCUGGAACUGGGAGAUGGACAUCCGAUAUUCCGGCCAUUACUACGAAUUCCUCGAGGGCGUAUCAAAGUGGGGAGCAGAGCAACCUCGGAAGUUUCUCUGGGAGCGGAGCGCACGGUUCUGGAUACCCGGCAUCCACGGCUCGUGGCCUAAGUUCUCGGUCCAGGUAGAGCGCGAAGCCGCCGAGAGCAAGGAAGAGCCUGUCUGGGGCCCGGUGAGGUUCGACACCGGCAAGUAUGACAUGCUGCCGUCGCCGAACGAGACCAGGCCGCCCACCAGCUUCGAGGCCGACGACUACGAGUGGGGCGUGGGCGAGGACGCCGACCUGAUCACAUUCGACCCCCUCUUCGACCCGGCGAAGACUAAUUGGGUCUUCAACAACGACGCGACGGGCUACGACACCGAGGUCCCGAUGCCGCCGCGGCGCGCGGCCAUCGUCACCGUCGCGCGCAUCUCGCGGCGCAUGCUGGACACGAUGCACGAGGAGACGUGGCGCAUGCACCACACCAUGUUUCCCGAGAUGUGGCCGCCGACCGUGGCACUGCACCACGGCUUCAAGGCCGUAUAUGCGCCCCACCCGGUGUACUUCGACCGUAAGUGGCCGCUCGACGUUAUGGACCAAGUCUUCAACCGCCCGACGACGCCCGAGGAGAGCCCGUUCGGCUGGGGCGAGCACAAUAUGCAGGGCAGCACUUUCUACUAUAAUGCUGGGUUCAGCGGGGCCGUGUGGCGGCGCUGGCUCGGUGCGCGGGAGAAAGGCGAGGGCGGGCGCGAGGAUGAAGAGGCUGGGUCGGGACGGAUGUGUUUGCGGGGUCUGCUGCAUCAUCCUGUCAAGCAUGAGAGGGUCGAGUAG
Messenger RNA from Anthostomella pinea, 2157 nucleotides. NCBI's taxonomy places the organism in Eukaryota, Fungi, Ascomycota, Sordariomycetes, Xylariales, Xylariaceae. The record is from the annotation of a GenBank genome assembly.